AUGACCACUUCCGCGAAUCUCAGGGUGGUCGGUGACACCUACCCCGUUGACUUCAAAGAGUAUGAUUCGCUCUCCUGGGUACUCUUGGAGGAUCAUCCGCUUCGGUCCUACCCUACCACUUAUCCGCCGGGGCUGUCGAAUUUCCUCGGGAGGUGGUACGCGACGGCGAAAAGAUGGUGGGCCGAGCGUGGGUUGUCGCUCGUGUGCCUACUUGUGAUGUUCCUGAUGGUCAUUCAGUUCCUUGCAAAUCUACCCUAUGGAGUAUCUUAUCUUCUGGCCUCAGACCUGAGCGACCAGGCAGAGCUUGCCCAAUGGCCUGCGGAAUUCAGCGGUCGUCCGAGUGCCUGCAUUUCCUACGACCCACAAGCGCACCCGGAUGCCAUUGACCGCGCAGUCAAGGCCGGCUGCGCUGGAAUUAAAGCCGACGUAUGGGUACGGGGUGACGAGCUUUUCGUGGGCAACUCCUCGAAACCUCACUCAAACAACACAUUCAGCAACGUUUUUAUCGAGCCCCUGAUGGCCAAGCUCGAUGCGAGGAACCCUGCAGUGGCGUCCUCGGCGUCGCCUGAUAGACCCGACCCUGUGGGGCUAUUAGAACAUAGUCCAGCGCAGCCUUUCAUAUUGUUUCUGCAGCUGCGCCCGUCGAGAUCAACCGCAUGGCCGCAUAUCAUGUCCCAAGUAGCCUCGCUAGAUCGGAAGGGGUAUCUUUCGUACACCGAUGGGGUCCAGGUUUUCCCGAGGCCUGUCUCGAUUGUCAUAACGGGACUGAACUCCUCGGAAUUCGAUGUUGUAAGGAGUUCCGGGCACCGGGACACCAGCGGAAGUAUAUUCUUUGAUACCGCCCUUGAGUUGCAUCCGACGGAUUAUGACAAGGGAAGCGCGAUUUCUGCGAACCCCGAGAAUGACGAUCAGGAACAGUCCAAGGACCAAUCGAUUUCCACACUCCCAUCGCAAAUGCUCAGCGAAACGAUCAAUUUUCGCGACUCAAUCGGCUCUCCCCGCGGCGGUCGCAUUUCGUGGCAGCAAGUCGAGAGGAUCAGAGCUCAAAUACACAACGCGCAUCAGCAAGGACUUCAAAUCCGGUACGAUGCGAUUCCAUGCCUUCCACGGAUGUUGCGUCGAACUGUAUGGCGUAUCCUGGUCCAUGAGGGGGCGGACUAUGUCGAGGUGGACUGGAGUCAAUGCGAAGGGCGGUCGUGGCGGUCGCUUUUCACGUUUAGCAGGAGAGACGACACAAAGUAG
Aspergillus affinis is the source of this 1242-nucleotide messenger RNA. RefSeq lists its product as uncharacterized. Lineage: Eukaryota; Fungi; Ascomycota; Eurotiomycetes; Eurotiales; Aspergillaceae. Bases 1 to 1242 code for a protein of 413 amino acids. The record is from RefSeq and is a predicted model, not a curated record. The transcript has 2 exons.